GCAAAUCAAGAAAACAUCUUCAUCAAUUUGACAGCAGGUGGUGCAACUGCUCACAACACAAACAAAUAAAGAAUUUUAUUUGCAGCGUGUUUCUUUGUUUGGUUGUGUUGUGAAUAUUUGCAGUGCGUUUCUUUAUUUGGUUGUGUUGUGAGCAUUUGCAGCGCGUGUGUUGUCAAAUUGAUGAAGUUGUUUUCUUACUUUGCAGGUGUUUUUUUUUUUUCUAUUUGCAGCGCGUUGAGCUCUCUCGGCCACCGUACUAUUAUAAUUUUGUAAUCCAUAAUUAUUGAUUAUAUUCUUUUUAAAAUUUUAAGAUAAAACUGCCUGUACUCUGAUUUUGCUGUAAAUGUUUAAGGAAAAUUGCUUUGUCAGACUGGGGGCAUUUUACCCCACCCAUGGGGGCGUUUUGCCCCAUAGGUGGGGUAAAACUCCCCCUUGGCACAAAUGUAAUUUUUGUUAAAACUCUAAUAACAUGAAAACUGUGGAAAUUUUUCAUACAUGGUUUAUAAUUUAUGUCAUUGUCACUAAAAUUAUGAUAACUUUUCUGAACACAUUUAACUUUUGUUUCACUGAAAAAAAAUGACACAAUCCUUAAGGGGGGGGCGUUUUCCCCCACUCUAACCUACAUAUGACCCAUUGCCCAAUCUAAAUACUAUCCUCCAAAAAAGACUUAAAAACAACUUAACAGUAAAAUAGCUUGGUAAAAAUUGUCGUAAUUUGUCAUGUAACUCGAAUCUCAUAUAAUUAUGAAUACUGAUUUAUUUGCCUUUUUUAAAAAUCAGACCCUACUUGAAAUAUAGAUACAAAUUGUCAUACUGCAGGACCAUUUAAAUGACCUUUCAUUUUAUUAAAAAUGUUAAUAAAAUUACAAAUUUAUGUAUAUCUUAACCUUAUGUCUUAAUGUUAAAAUGAUAUACAUGUUUUUCUUUCUGCCCAAAGAAAAAAUGCUUAUGAUGUAUGUUAAUAACAGAAGAAGGUCUAACCUCCAAACAUGAAAUUUCUGAUAUUACAUGCAACAUUGAUAUUACAUAUUGUUGGGAGUUAGAUUGUUGGCUUGUUGAUUUUGUUCUCAGUGCUUAUGUUUGAAGUAUAGUACAACAACAUUAUAGAUAAUAUAAUGAGUAUGCUUUAGGCUUUUACAGUAUCUUUCAUUUCAAGAGAAUUUUUUAGGGGUUACAAUCUCCUUAAGUGUGUUAUGGUCACCAAAUGGAUAAGCUGAAAGUGCUGUAGGGCCAUAUUACUUGAUAGGAAUGCUUUCCUGUCUAUUACUCUCUUGUGUUUCAUCUCCUGAAUACUAAAGGGUCCUCCAUUAUUGCUGUGGUAAACACGGACUCAAUUUUAAUGACUUUCCUUUCCAAACAAUAUGAUGGAUCUUUUAGAUCUCCAAUAAAUGCAGCUAAAAUGCAUAAACGUGCACCUGUUUUCCAGCAAUCACUUCCAGCAAGACCAAAAUGGGGCAGUUAUGCAAACUUGCACUGUUUGUUUUGGUUCUGAUGGCAGUGCUACACAAUUCAUCAGGAGGAAAGACAGGGGGUAAGAGCACCCCUUCCAAGAAGCCAUCCAAUAAGCCAUCACAGGGGACCAAGGCCCAAUCUAACUAUCCCAGGCAACCCUCUAAUCCUGGUGCAGGAAGUAACCCAGGCUACCCCAACCAGCAGCAUCCUGGUAGAGAGAGUGGCAGCUAUCCUUUGGCUGGUGGGAACCCCAAUCAGUAUGCGGGAAGAGGGGAAUCCAGUCCAGGAGGUUGUCCCAACCAAAAUCCUGGAGCAGGUAGCUAUCCCGCUGGCGGUAGCUAUCCUUCGGCUGGUGGGAAGCCCAAUCAGUAUCCGGGAAGAGGGGAAUCCAGUCCAGGAGGUUGUCCCAACCAAAAUCCUGGAGCAGGUAGCUAUCCCGCUGGCGGUAGCUAUCCUUCGGCUGAUGGGAAGCCCAAUCAGUAUCCGGGAAGAGGGGAAUCCAGUCCAGGAGGUUGUCCCAACCAAAAUCCUGGAGCAGGUAGCUAUCCCGCUGGCGGUAGCUAUCCUUCGGCUGGUGGGAAGCCCAAUCAGUAUCCGGGAAGAGGGGGAUCCAGCCCAGGAGGAUAUCCCAACCAAAAUACUGGAGCAUGUACCUAUCAAGCUGGUGGCAACCCCAAUCCGGGAAGAGGCGGUGUUAACCCAGGAGGAUAUCCCAACCAGAAUCCUUGGAUCCUCAGUCCACGCUAUGGAGGCUCCUUUGGAGGUGGGGGGUUUGGAACGGGUGGCUCCCCUUUCUCCAAUACAGUGAAAAGCAUGGGCUAUGGUCCCUCUGCUAAAUCCAAAGGCUUUGCAAAAAAGGCAAUGCUAGCUGCAGGCAUUGGGGCAGUGGCAGGAAUGGCUGUAGGCUAUGGAAUCAGAAACUUUCCAUGCCCCAACUUCCAAUUCAGGAACCCUCAGGAGGAACGUCAAUACAACCACUAUAUGUAUGCACAUCAAGGCACUCAUUCUAAAGACAGAAAUAACCAAGGAAGACCCAACCACACAUCAAAGGAACCAUCCCAGGCUCAGUCAUAUGAGCAAUACAUGAGCACAUGCAUGAGCCGAAAAGAUCUUCUAAAAGAGCAGGACACGAUAGUUUCCGCAGAUCGCAAGAACAUUCAAAGAGAUGAGCCACUGACUGACAUUGCAGCUGUGAAUGACACCACAUCCCCUAUGACUGUCAAUGAUUAUCCAAAGGCUGCUGCAAUUCGUGAGGAUGAUGAUGAUACAGUGAGUAUCAUGCAGAUUGGUUAUCCAGCUCUCAUUGAGCAGAUGAAAUCUAGGAAGUGUGUAGAGCUGUACUUGGUUAAUUCUGAGAGCUUCACGGAGAAGCAGAAAGAAGAUAACAAGGACAAAAAGGGAAGAACAAUUUCCAGACCUUCCAAUAACCACAAUGGACACUGUGUCUCUGGAGUGCUUCUGUUGCUCAAUACAUUCUUUUUGCUUCUUAGUGACACUUAGUAUAGUGCUGUCAACAUAUUAUAUAUAUAUACAGUGGGGCAAAAAAGUAUUUAGUCAGCCACCAAUUGUGCAAGUUCUCUCACUUAAAAAGAUAAGAGAGGCCUGUAAUUUUCAUCAUAGGUAUACCUCAACUAUGAGAGACAAAAUGAGAAAAAAAAAUCCAGAAAAUCACAUUGUAGGAUUUUUAAAGAAUUAAUUGGUAAAUUCCUCGGUAAAAUAAGUAUUUGAAAUGUGAAAUUCAAACAAUAAAUACUAUUUUGUGGCUCUUUAAUGUGUCGUGACAGAUCGCUGUAGCUCCUCAGUUCAAGCGGCAGGAGAAGCGAUCAUGUCUUACACUAUACUAGUUAUAGCUUGACAUAAACAUGAAUGAACAUCAAAAGGUGUCUUGUUUCAACCGCGGAAAGAUGUCAAUAUGCACAAUUUUUCAAGUUCAAGUCCACCAACGUUAAUCUACUCCCCUGUCUGCUUUGUUUGUCGGACAAAAAUGGCAGAUUCGGCAUUAUGAUUGGUCAAAUUGACUGUCAGUCAAACUCCCUGCGAAGGGUCAAUUGCCCUUCCUUUCCACUCUCUCAGUCUAGGAAUCCAAAGGUGAAGUUACAUUUUAAAAGUUGAUUAUAUUAUCUGUCUUGACUGAAAGUUUUGCUUAUCUGCUCAAAAUGUAACAAGUCUUUUUUCUCACUGGCUGUUUAAACGUACAGUAUAAAGCAAAUAUAAUGUAUACUGCCAUUUUCAUUUAAUGAAUGCAUUUUGUUAUAAAUUAUAACUGUUGUUAUUAUUAUUAUUAGUAGUAGUAGUAGUAUUUC
This is a messenger RNA of Onychostoma macrolepis, 3754 nucleotides long. RefSeq names its product prion protein b (gene prnpb). The record is from RefSeq and is a predicted model, not a curated record. NCBI's taxonomy places the organism in Eukaryota, Metazoa, Chordata, Actinopteri, Cypriniformes, Cyprinidae. The coding region runs from base 1449 to 2951 and encodes 500 amino acids. Gene Ontology annotation, biological process: protein homooligomerization. Gene Ontology annotation, cellular component: membrane. The transcript is spliced from 2 exons.